Messenger RNA from Bactrocera latifrons, 1566 nucleotides. RefSeq names its product WSCD family member CG9164. The record is from RefSeq and is a predicted model, not a curated record. Bases 292 to 1257 code for a protein of 321 amino acids. Gene Ontology annotation, molecular function: sulfotransferase activity. The transcript is spliced from 7 exons. Lineage: Eukaryota; Metazoa; Arthropoda; Insecta; Diptera; Tephritidae.
GAAUUCAUGGGAGAAUGAGCUUUCGAGCGAGCGGUAAUGUCUUUUGGGCUGAUUUUGCAGAUCCAAAAAGACAGAUUUAAAAUAUUCAUUGUCCUACCAAGAUUGAGUACUAGCAUAUUAAUUUGUAAUAAGUUAAAAUUUAUUAGUAAUGAUAAAAUAUUGACACUCGUAAUACUUUAAUGCUCUAAAAUUUCUUUAAUGUGUAUAACAUUAAGUUAAAAAGUUCCAGCCAUCCGGAGAAAACAGGAGGAAAAGCGGGAAAAAAUUUAUUAGGAAUGAAAGAAAUACGAAAUGAUAUUACAAAGCUGGCGGCUAUUCGGAGUAUCAGUAAUAAUCAUUAUUUAUAUAUGCAGCGUUUUGUUAUUUUCAAUAAAUAGUUCGCCUCGCUCAAAUCAGAAAAAUGAACGCAUCGAAAGAUUUUCUGAGUUCGCAAAUUUUCACAACAGUCGUUUCCGUGGUUUCACAUCCAAGGCCAAUAUCCGCUGGUGUAACGGCCUUAAGUAUCUCAAAACAAACGUACCUAAUAACAUGAUUACAACUGUUUCUGCUCUAAGCACUAAUAAAGUUGCAACCACUGAAAAUAUUAAAGAUGACGCUGUAUAUCGAAUACCGGGUCUGACUGCCCUAGCAUCAUUUCCAGGAAGUGGUAACACCUGGCUUAGGUAUUUAUUGCAGCAAGCAACAGGGAUUUUAACGGGGAGUGUCUACAAAGAUUAUGGGUUGUUAAAGACUGGAUUUCCGGCAGAGAAUGUACGUAAUAACUCUGUAUUGUUAGUGAAAACUCACGAAUUCGGCCCUAAGGCAUGGGACCCAUUUACUAAGGCCAUUUUACUGGUGCGUGACCCAGAGAAAGCGAUAUUGGCAGAAUUUAAUAGACAAAGUGGCGGUCAUAUUGGAUUUGCGUCUCCCGAUCGUUAUAAAAGAACUAAAGGAAAAUAUUGGCAGAAGUUCGUACUUAAGAAUUUGAAAAUGUGGGAAGCGACUAAUUUAAGCUGGGCACGAGACUUCUCAGGCAGCAUCAAGGUUGUAUUCUAUGAGGAUUUGGUUGGAAAUUUAGAAGUCACUUUGAGAGGAAUACUUAACUUUUUAGAGUUUCCUAUUAAUGAGGAACUCUUCAGCUGUACUUUAAUAAGAAGAGAAGGCGUUUUCCGGAGAAAGAAGCGGUUUUUGAAUUUUGAUCCAUUUACAAUAUCGAUGCGUUCCAUGAUAAAACAAAAAAAGCUAGAAGUGUAUAAAUACCUUGAAAAUCUCAAAUAACGCUGUUAAUAAAAGGUCUUAACUAUUUGUAACUACACACAUACAUAUAACCAACGAACAUUAAUAUAGUGAAUAUUUAUAAAAACAUAAGCUGACAUCCAAAGUGCGAAAUAAUAAUUUUAGAUUAGUUGAACAAAUGCAAACAUAAUCUACCUUCCUAGUUUGCGCAAAUUUAUUAAAGGGUUUUUAACUUAUUAAACAAGUAUUGGGUGCGUAUACGAUGGAUUAUGUAUCUAAGGCUUAGUAAUUUGUACAUAUGUACAUACAUACAAGUAUGUAUAAUCUUCUUAGCUUCGCGCGCUUUUAAAC